Cydia pomonella (codling moth) is the source of this 4543-nucleotide messenger RNA. RefSeq lists its product as uncharacterized. The record is from RefSeq and is a predicted model, not a curated record. The transcript has 9 exons. The coding region runs from base 741 to 2270 and encodes 509 amino acids. NCBI's taxonomy places the organism in Eukaryota, Metazoa, Arthropoda, Insecta, Lepidoptera, Tortricidae.
UUUGACACUAAUGAGAUGUAAAGGGUACACCUAGCGGAGGACGCUGCCCUUGCCCGUGUCAUGAGACGCACGCAGAGGCAGCACCCGCCAGAGUGUAAGGACUAUUCAGAGUUGAUGGAAUCUAACAUGACCUAGGCUAUUGGGUGAAAGUGAUAAACUAAAUUCUGGGCUAUGGAAUAAUGUUAUUAUUUAGUUACCUCCAAAACGGCUUUCCCCUAGUUAAUGUUAAUGAAGUACGUACUAUAAACCUUAAAUACUCUACGUUUGAGAGCCAUAAAAACUACAUCAACUGAGUAAUUAUGUUAACUUUACAACCUGAAGCGGGAUGCAUAAUAGGUACCUUAAUUACAAGACACGAUUCACCCGUAAUAGGAUGCAACUAGUUUGCAGCCUAGAUUUUAUUCUGUUUCAUAGUAAACGAGAGAAAGUAACACAUACCGGCGGUAUCACUCGAAAAAUUGCCCACUUAAAUGUACUGUCCAGUUUUAACAAAACAAAAUUACUUUUUUGUUGCUUUAAUUUUAUGGCCGAGAUACGCGAAUGGCGCGCAUUCGGUCAGUCCGCACACCGCAGCGCGCCGCCGCCGGCCGUUCCAACAUGGUCGUCGCAAAUGCGCGCCAAAACGUAUUCCAUUUUCAAAUAUGUUUACGUUCGUUCUAAAAUUAAAUAGUUAAUAAAAAAAGUGAUGUUCCAAUCAAAUUAUAAUUACCAAAGAUUUUGCUCAAUAUGAAUAAUUUAAAAUGGUCACGAAAUCGAUGUUUAAAAAAUGCUUGCUGUUUGCUGUGAUAUUUUUGAUGUGCACGUGUGAGGGGAGGAGGAAAAUUAAAAGAAAAGUGGAAAGUUUUAGUAAUGUGUCUGGCAACUCACUUAAACGGAUUGUCAGAAACUCGAGUGACAUCGAAACUUCGCGCGGAUUUUUCCCGCCAGGUGGCCUCUUCACUCUCGGCAAGGUUCUCAACUUCUUCCCAGUGGGCGGCGAGCGCGAAUGCCAACCGUCCGGCUACAAGACGGCCCGCGCCGGCAUCUGCCUGAACCCGUACGACUGUCGUCAGAGGGACGGUCAGAGCGCGGGCGACUGCGCGCACGGACUGGGAGUUUGUUGUGUGUUCGAAAUAUCCUGCGGAGGUGUGGUCCAGAACAACCUCACGUACUUCAUCUCCCCCGGCUUCCCGGAGCUCUGGACCGGAGAGAAGGACUGCAACAUCACCGUGGAAAAAACUCACGCCGGCAUCAUGCAGUUGAGGAUCGAUUUCGUACACUUUACUAUAGGUCAACCCAACCGGCGGACAGGGGAGUGCGACGAGGACGUCAUGAUUGUGGGCGAGGGAGACAACGAAUUCAGGAUCUGCGGACAAAACCAUGGACAGCACAUAUACUACACUCUACCAACAGGCAGCGAAAAACGUGAUUCCGACGACGAACUGCCGUCAUCAGCGGUGACCAAAAUCACAGUACGCAUGCGCGGUACUGACAUGCCCAGACUUUGGCUGCUACGGCUUGCGCAAAUGCCUCUAGCGCAUUCUGCGCCGCAUGAUUGUAGGCAGUAUUAUACGGGGAAUAACGGCACAAUAAGGACCUUCAACUACGCCGUGAACGGGAGACAUUUAGCGAACCACGAGUACAGAGCGUGCAUAAGACGCAACUCUGGUACGUGCUCCGUCAGAUACACCCCAUGCGACAACCGAUCCUUUAGGAUAGGAGGAGCUGAGCAGUUAGAUGAUGUGGUGGAAGACGAGAUGAUGCCAGUAAACGAAGUCCAACCUCAAGAGGACGAGAUGGAAGGCUCAGGAGCUGAUCCUCAGAUCGCACCAGCUGUACCAGCUACUCCUGCGCCCAGUAUGGCUUCCAGGAUCUGGAGCUAUAUUUGGCCCUCCUGGCUCUGGCAGGCCCGCACGCUGUCCUGGCACUGGUCACCGUAUGCUCAACACUACUCGCUGCCAGAAGAUGACAAGAUCCGGUACACCGGGUACGGGACGUUCGGAGAGGGGCUGAAGGGAGGGUAUGGGAGGCUACGGUGCAAGGACAGGAUCACGAUUCCGUGCGAGAACGAAUAUUUUGUGUCGAGCUCUAUCCUGAUGUCUGGCGUUUGCGACCCCCACCACUGCGGCUCCUCCUUCUGUCCAAAUAGAAGCCCCCGGGACUGCCAUGUCGACACCUCCAUAACGCCCUUCGCAGUGUCCGUACACUUCGGUCCGCCAUCUUUAAAGCUAAAUCCUGAGGAGAACAUAGGCGCGUGUUUAAGGUAUACGCAAGUGCCUUGCGACGCGUGAUGUGGAUCUCUGGGCACUUUGGAUCGCCACCUUUGGAAAUUAACCUUGAGAAGAAUAUAUGCGCAUAUUUGAGGUAUACGCAAGUGCCUUGCGAAGCGUGAUGUGGAUCUCUGGGCACUUUGGAUCCCCACCUUUGGGAAUUAACCCUGAGGAGAACAUAGGCGCAUGUUUGAGGUAUACCCAAGUGCCUUGCGAAGCAUGAUGUGGAUCUCUGGGCACUUUGGAUCGCCGCCUUUGGAAAUUAACCCUAAGGAGAACAUAGGCGCAUGUUUGAAGUAUAUGCAAGUGCCUUGCGAAACAUGAUGUGAAUCUCUGGGCACUUUGGAUCGCCGCCUUUGGAAAUUAACCCUAAGGAGAACAUAGGCGCAUGUUUGAGGUAUAUGCAAGUGCCUUGCGAAACAUGAUGUGGAUCUCUGGGCACUUUGGAUCGCCGCCUUUGGAGAUUAACCCUAAGGAGAACAUAGGCGCAUGUUUGAGGUAUACGCAAGUGCCUUGCGAAGCAUGAUGUGGAUCUCUGGGCACUUUCGAUCACCACCUUUGGAAAUUAACCCUGAGGAGAACAUAGGCACAUGUUUGAGGUAUAUGUAAGUGCCUUGCGAAACAUGAUGUGGAUAUCUCUGGGCACUUUGAUUCAUCUUUGUAACUUAACUCUGAGAAAAACAAAGGUGUUGAGGUAUAUGCAAGUGCCUAGCGAAACAUCACGUGGCCUUUUUGUAUACUUUGAAUCUUGAUCCUUGUAGCUAAAUUCUGUGGAAAAUAUAUGUAGGCGCGUAACUGACACACGCAACUCUCUUGCGAAGCGUGACAUGCAUAUCUCUAUGCACUUUGAAACACCAUUACUCCUUUUGCAGUAGGUGUGUGUGGCGCGUGCCUGAGUAUGCAAGUGCCUUGCGAAGUGUAACUUUUUACUUGUUAACAUACAUUCACAUAUAGUUAAUGAAGAUAUCAUGAUCCCAGAAAAGCGUAUUGUUAUAAAUAAAAUUUAUUGUUUCAGUAUUUUUUUUGUCUUGAGACAUGUCUUGAAACUUUUUAACAUUAAAUAUUUGCUGUGGUUCCUAUUUGGUAAAUUUAUGAGAUAUACUUAUAUUUAUUUAACUGAUUUAAUUAUCAAAAGAGUAUAUUUUUAAAAUUGGUAAAUAAAAAAAACAAAAGUGUUAUAAAUUUAUUUUGAGGAUAUAUUUGAAUCACUAGUAACCAAAAAGUGUUAGUUUGUAAAGUAUUAAACUUUGGUCAAAUCUAAGUAUAAUAUACCUGAAUAGUUGAAUACAUUAUUGACCGACAUAAUACCCGUAUAUCUUUGCUCAUAUCAUAAUCGCUCAUCGAGAAAACAACCUAGGUAUUUUGUACGCCUAGAUUUGACCAGACCUAUUAUUUGUAUUAUUACUAAGUAUUGUUACAUAAGAUUUAUUUAUUCACCUAUCAUAAGAUUUGUCUCCAAAUAAUAUUUACAUAGAUGAUCUAUUUAUUUGUUACGUUAAUUAAUUUUUACUUAUAGAUUUAACGUGUAAAUUAUUUUGCACAAUAUUUGAAAUAUAGGAAAAGUGGAAAAGAUUUCAAGCGUGAACAUCGAGCGGGUUGAGCGUUGCGUGCGAUUUUCAUUCAAGCGGAUGCAUUAUUCCAUGUUUCGUUUCAUUUAAAAAUAAGUAUAACUGUGCCAUGUCAAAUAAAUAUUACUUACCACCAAAACUCGUCCUUGUCUUGAUUUAUGAGCAAUCGAAUGCUGUCUAACGAGUAUCUUUAUCACGAUUUUUGGAGGUUCCAUAUAUGACUUAGUACCAAUAUGAGUUUAUUUCCAAUAUUUUGCUUAAAAUAGUAACAAAAUGUGUCUGGCUUUGACUUUUUUUGCCCCCAAAAUUCAAACCACGCUUACCUUUACAUUGGUCCUUCUUGGUACCAUUCUGUCAUGGGCACCAGAUUGAGAUAUGUUUGCAAGUCGAUGGACGGCUGUGUAUCAGAUGUGUCUGCGGUAUUGCGAGGUGAUGGACGAAAGUUGAUUGUGAUCUGUUUUUCCUAGUAUGUAAUCCUAUUAUAUAAUCUGAAUUGUACAGUGCUUUGGUCUCGACUGUACUGCUGUAUAUUAUUACGUUUCAAAAUAAAAAAAUUGGUUUGUGUCUUGCACGUUGUUUUAAAUAUUAACUUCUAUAAUAUAGAAUGUACGUGAUGUAUCUUAAACUUUGUACCUACAUACUGUUGUAUUUUAAUUAUUAAUUGUAACAACAUUGUUUUCAAUUAUUUAUGUAAACAAAAUCAAAUAAUAAAUAUAUUUAUAAAUA